ACUUAUUGUGAAGGUGGGGGACCGGAUGUGGCUGCUAGCGGUAGCUGCUUCUGAUUUUUCCUCCGCCGCUUCGCUGCGUUUCCAUUCACUGCAGACUGUCCCAGCCUACCGACAGCGAAACGGUUUUAGCGCACCAUGGCAGAGCAGGAGCCCACCCCCGAGCAGCUGGCCGCCAUCGCCGCCGCCAACGAGGAGAGCGAGGCCUCCGUCAACUACAAGCCCCCCGCCCAGAAGAGCCUACAGGAGAUCCAGGAGCUGGACAAAGACGACGAGAGCCUGCGGAAGUACAAGGAGGCGCUGCUGGGCAAAGCCGCCGUGGUUGCAGAUCCCACUGCUCCAAAUGUCCAGGUGACACGGAUGACCCUGUUAUGUGAGACCGCGCCUGCUCCUCUGAUCCUUGACCUGCAGGGAGACCUGGAAAACUUCAGGAAGAACCCUUUUACACUCAAGGAGGGAGUCGAAUACAGAAUAAAGAUAAACUUCAAGGUGAACAGAGAGAUUGUGUCGGGCCUGAAGUACAUUCAGCAGUCAUUCAGGAAAGGAGUUAAAGUUGAUAAGUCCGACUACAUGGUGGGCAGCUACGGGCCGCGACCGGACGAGGAAUACGAGUUCCUCACGCCCAUGGAGGAGUCGCCCAAAGGGAUGCUGGUCCGUGGCACCUACAACAUCAAGUCCAAGUUCACCGACGACGACAAGCACGACCACCUGUCCUGGGAGUGGAGCCUGGCUAUCAAGAAAGACUGGAAAGACUGA
Messenger RNA from Menidia menidia (Atlantic silverside), 753 nucleotides. The record is from the annotation of a GenBank genome assembly. NCBI's taxonomy places the organism in Eukaryota, Metazoa, Chordata, Actinopteri, Atheriniformes, Atherinopsidae.